Trypanosoma theileri is the source of this 837-nucleotide messenger RNA. RefSeq lists its product as uncharacterized. Gene Ontology annotation, molecular function: RNA binding. The coding region runs from base 1 to 837 and encodes 278 amino acids. NCBI's taxonomy places the organism in Eukaryota, Euglenozoa, Kinetoplastea, Trypanosomatida, Trypanosomatidae. The record is from RefSeq and is a predicted model, not a curated record. The transcript has a single exon.
AUGCACAAAUUGUUUAUUUCCAAAAUACCUAAGAGUGUUCCUUCUGAAGAAGUUGAGAAAUUUCUUAAAGACUUGUUUUCUGAGGCAACACAUAUCCAGCUACUGCAGGGCUCACACAGCGGGGAACACAAGGGCCAUGCCUAUGCACACUUCACCAAUGAAACAUCUGCAGUAGAAGCACUUGAGCGAAUUAGUAACACAUCACCACCUACAUUAGACGGUGUGUUAAUUCAUGUUAAACGUGCCAGUCGUCUUGACGUUGAGGAAGAAAAUAGUAAAUCUACUCACGAUACUAAAACUACGACACGUUUGAUAUCGUAUCCCCUACCGCCACAAUUAGCACAUUACACAUAUACUAUGUGUGCCUGUUUUUUCUCUACAGUUGUUGAUACUCUUGAAGGUGUUGUUGCGCGCUGCCAGAUUGAAGAUGGUGUCACUGCUGUGGCAUUUGAAAAAGAAGAGAACAUGAUAGCGGCUAUGGCGAUGCACGCAGGAAGUGCCACGAGGUGUCUGCCGCCACUGUUGCCAGAUCUUCUCUCAUCACUCGAGACGCGAAAGCGAAGACGAACCCGCACAGAAGAGGUCAGUGAGAAGGAGCACAGAGAGAAGGAAUCUCUUGGAAACAAUACACGCGAUACGAGGGAUACGUUUUUAGACUCCUCUGAUAAAUUGCUGAGGUUGUAUAAAAAGGAACGUGGGUUGACCCCGCUUUCGCCGGCACAAGCCUUAUUGGCUGUGCGGAAUCUGAUGGAAGGACGUGGAUGUAUUGCGGUGAGAGAUCGUGAGGGUCACAUUGCGGUAUUAAACUUACCGGCGCACGUGAGUGCACUCGAAUGA